ACUCCAAGAUCCACGUAUGGUUAAAACCAAAUUUUAAAUUCUAAUUUCAUUUGGAGUCAGAUAAUUGCGGGAGUAAACCAUAGUAACUGUUACGCUUACUUGCUGUGGUCAUGGAUAUAUUUGAUGUGUUGUUCCGCUCAUUUGUGAGUAUUCUGAUGCUCCCAUUGGAAUAUUGACAGUCCGGCGACAAGUCAGAUACAUCUCUGAUGACAACAUAGCCCCGUUUGCGAACGGAGAGUAACAAGAAUGUGGAUUCUGUCGUUGUAGCCAUAAUUGUUCUGAUUCUCUAUUUAAGGGAAAACAAACUUUGUUUUAUGUUCAGCUAACUACAUAACUAGUUUGGCUACUUUCUUUUGAUUUUAAGCAGAUUAACAUGAUUUCAGUUUUUCGCUCUAAGUUCUAGGUAAGGUCAGGAAGUUAUGGUAAGUCAAAAUAUGAGGCAUGAUGACAGAGGUGGGUAACCCGGCUUCAAAGAGUAAAAAGACUGACCAUGUAUUUGCUCCACCAACAUGCACUAAGCCAGCUGAUUACAAUAAUUAGGUCUCCUAUCAUGCUGAAGAGUUAUGCUAAUUAGAGUCAGCUGGUUUAGUGCAUGGUGGUGGAGCAAAUACAUGGUCAGUCUUUUUACUCUUUGAAGCCGGGUUACCCACCUCUGCAUGAUGACAAGCUACAACAUUAUAAUAACAAUACAAGUGCAAUAUAAGUGCUGGAUGGAGAUACAAGUCUAACAUGAAAGUGGUAGAGGAACAAGAUAGAAGGAUACAAGUUGUAAGAGUGAUCCUAGAUUGGGAGUCCUCUGUAGAGUAGUGAUAGUUAUUACAGGUACAGUCUGAAGAGAUGCAUCUUCAGACCAUGGUAGAAAAUGGGCAGGACUGAGUGGGUAGAGGUAUGGGGAGUUUGCUCCAGCACUGGGGAGCAAGGGUGGAGAAGCUCCAUGGUCGGGACUAAUGAGAACCAUUCAUGCAGAAGGCAGGGAGUCCAAAUCACCCCGCUGCAGCAGAGCGGAGUGAUCAAGCUGGAGUGUAGGGUUGAAUCAUGUCCUGUAGGUAGGGAGGGUACGGUGGCUCUCAAGUGCAAAACACAAAAACAAAAAGAAAACGCAAAAACAAAAACAUUCGGUCCUGAGGUGCAGAUGCAACAUACAAACACAAAAAGGAGUGAUCCUGAGGUGCAGAUGCAACAUACAAAAACAAAAACAUGCACCCCUGAAGUGCAAAACACAAAUACAAAAAGAAAAUGCAAAAACAAAAAGGAGCAGCCCUGAGGUGCAAAACACAAACAUACAAAAACUAGCAGCCCUGAGGUGCAGAUGUAACAUACAAAAACAAAAACUAGUAGCCCCGAAGUGCAAAACAGAAACAUACAACAACAAGCAGCCCUGAGGUGCAGAUUCAACAUACAAAAACAAAAACUAGUAGCCCCAAAGUGCAACAGUGCACUUUGGGGCUACUAGUUUUUGUUUUUGCAUGUUGCAUCUGCACCUCAGGGCUGCUAGUUUUUGUAUGUUUGUGUUUUGCACCACAGGGUCGUUCCUUUUUGUUUUUGUAUGUUGCAUUUGCACUCCAGGGCUGAAAGUUUUGUUUUUGCAUUUUCUUUUUGUAUUUGCGUUUUGCACUUCAGGGCUGCACGUCUUUGUUUUUGUAUGUUGCAUCUGCACCUCAGGGCCGAAAGUUUUUGUUUUUGCAUUUUCUUUUUGUUUUUCUGUUUUGCACUUCAGAGCCACCGUAAUUCAGGACAGGAGAAAUUCAUUUCAUGGUAAUGGGCUUUGAGUCCACUUGCUCGACCGGGCAAGGUAGGGAAAAGAAAUUAAUGUUGAGCCCUGUUUUGAGUUAGGGGGUACUUCACCUCUGCUUCAGUCGUUAUUUUUCGAUAGCAGACCACCUCGUCGUGGAUUUUGAUAGCAGACCACCUCGUUGUGGAUUAUCCCAUAGUGACAUGGAAUCGGUCUCCUUGCAAGCAAAUAUAGCCAUCAUCCAUCCACCAUCCAAGUGACCCGGGGGCGUGGCAGAGAUCGCAAUACGCGAGACGCAGCAGCGAGAACUGCAGGCCACAGAGCUUAGCUUCACAGCGCAAUUUAAAAUAAGUUUCUGCGUUUCUGUUAUUAAACAUUGAAUAACAUAGCCCCCCUUUUUUGUCGCCGGCGAUGAGGCAGACCUCAGGGGUUUUAGUCUGAUGGGGAUUCAUUAACAGCUCCUAGAGGCUAAAAAAUCAUAUAAAUAUGAUGAGUUAACACUAAAUUAUUCAGAGUACUCUGCAAGGUGUGCAAGUUGCAUUAUCUACAUCUUUCAUGCAAGCUCACUUGAGGAUCAUUUUUUGAAUGCUUGCAUUAUGUAUAAUGAUGGGACAUUAGAUUUUCAGUGAAACUGUAAUCAUUUUUUUCAUUCAUGAAUCUCUCAGGAGUACAUCAAGAGGAGACCUGUGUCUUUCCCUGUUUAAGGACUUCAACAACAGCAGUUGAUGUGCUGCUGUAUGUGUCUGUAGCAGUGGUUGAGACACUGACAGUGUGUGGAAACCUGCUUGUGAUCAUCUCCAUCUGUCACUUCAAACAGCUUCAGACACCAACUCAUUUCUUCCUACUGUCCCUGGCCAUGGCGGACUUUCUUGUUGGAGUAAUUGUGAUGCCCCUCUACUUUACUAUGUUGAUAGCUCCACAAAGGUGCUUUACUACAGUAUACUGCACAAUAUUUCAUGUAGUAGCCUUUUACCUUACUUUUGUCUCAAUUUAUAAUGUAACUUUAAUUGCAAUAGACCGAUAUGUUGCUAUCUGCAAUCCUUUUCAGUACUCCAUGAAAAUGACUUUGAAUGUAACUUUGAGGAUAAUAUCCAUAGUGUGGUUGUCUUCAUUAAUCUACAAUAUGGUCCUUCUUUAUUUCAAUGGAAAUAUUCCAGACCUGAAGGAAAAUAUUACAUGUGUUGAGUGUGCUGUUCACUUUAAUGAAAUAUUGGCCAUUGUUGACUGUCUAAUCGUAUUUAUUGUGCCAUGCUUAACAAUUAUAAUCAUGUACCUGAAAAUUUUUUUUAUCGCUAAAAAUCAUGCAAAUAAAAUCCGGUGUGCCCAAAAGUGCACAAAAGUAAAUAAUGCUACUGUAACAUCAGAAAGAAAAGCAGCAAAAGCACUAGGGGUUCUAGUAGCAGUGUUCCUUAUCUGCUUAGUACCCUUCUACAUAUGUGCUUUCCUUGCAGCAUAUAUUAGUAACAAAGCAAUACAUAUUGCAGCUUCAAAUCUGUCAACUGUAUUUUUUCUGAAUUCUGCAUUAAAUCCUAUCAUUUAUGCUCUGUUCUAUCAAUGGUUUCAGAGAUGUGUUAAACUCAUUUUAACAUAUAGGAUAUUCCGUGCAGGAUCUUCAGAUCUGAAUGUGCUUGCAACGAAAUAAACGUAAUUUCCUGUGCAUUAGAAUGUGAUGUAAUAAAAUUGUUACUUUUUA
This is a messenger RNA of Anguilla rostrata (American eel), 3425 nucleotides long. Its product is annotated as trace amine-associated receptor 13c-like. Gene Ontology annotation, biological process: G protein-coupled receptor signaling pathway. The transcript has a single exon. The record is from RefSeq and is a predicted model, not a curated record. Gene Ontology annotation, molecular function: trace-amine receptor activity. The coding region runs from base 2385 to 3374 and encodes 329 amino acids. Gene Ontology annotation, cellular component: membrane. NCBI's taxonomy places the organism in Eukaryota, Metazoa, Chordata, Actinopteri, Anguilliformes, Anguillidae.